GUUGCUGACGACUUCCGGCGGCUCCUCUCGCGGGGAUUGGCUGUUGGCGGCGUUGCUUCUCGGCUCGUGUGCGGCGGAGGUGUCGGCAGGGGCUGCAUCGAAAGGCUUUGGCGCCAUGUCUCACACCAUUUUACUGGUCCAGCCUACCAAGAGGCCAGAAGGCAGAACUUAUGCUGACUAUGAAUCUGUGAAUGAAUGCAUGGAAGGUGUUUGUAAAAUGUACGAAGAACAUCUGAAGAGAAUGAACCCCAAUAGCCCCUCUAUCACAUACGAUAUCAGUCAAUUGUUUGAUUUUAUUGAUGAUCUGGCAGACCUCAGCUGCCUUGUUUACCGAGCUGAUACUCAGACAUACCAGCCUUACAACAAAGACUGGAUUAAAGAGAAGAUCUACGUGCUUCUUCGUCGGCAGGCCCAGCAGGCCGGGAAAUAAUUGAGAUGGAAGCAUUAGGGGGAUGGGGGUAGGCUUGGAAUACAGGUGUGUACAGCAAACUCUCGUAGAUGUUUUGUAUUCUAAUAAUCCUGUUUCCAUUUGGUACAAUCUAGCCAGGGUUGAAUGUAUUGAAUGAAAUAUGACGAUCUUGUUCAAUCUGAAAACCCCCAUUGCCUCCUUCCCUCUCCCUACACCCUCCCUCCUUUUUUUUUUACUUAAAACAUUUUUAUGAUACUUUA
This is a messenger RNA of Sorex araneus (European shrew), 669 nucleotides long. RefSeq names its product ERH mRNA splicing and mitosis factor (gene ERH). The transcript has 4 exons. The record is from RefSeq and is a predicted model, not a curated record. Lineage: Eukaryota; Metazoa; Chordata; Mammalia; Eulipotyphla; Soricidae. The coding region runs from base 116 to 430 and encodes 104 amino acids.